AUGAACAGAUACAUGACUCUGAAUCAGCUUGGAGACGGCACGUAUGGAUCAGUCGUGUUGGGACAAAACAUCGAUACAGGAGAAAAGGUGGCCAUUAAAAGAAUGAAAAGAAAAUAUUAUUCUUGGGACGAAGCAAUGAAUUUGAGAGAAGUUAAGUCUUUGAAAAAAUUAAAUCAUGCUAAUUUAAUAAAGCUGAGAGAAGUCAUUAGAGAAAACGACACACUCUACUUUGUAUUCGAAUAUAUGAAAGAAAAUCUUUAUCAGCUUAUGCGGAGUCAAAGUAAAUUUUUUCCUGAACAGUCCAUCAGAAAUAUACUUUAUCAGAUAUUGCAAGGAUUGGCGUUCAUGCACAGGCACGGUUUCUUCCACCGGGACAUGAAGCCGGAGAACUUACUGUGCUGCGGUCCCGAGCUCGUGAAAAUCGCCGAUUUUGGUUUGGCCAGGGAGACUCGGUCGCGCCCUCCGUACACCGACUACGUGUCCACCCGAUGGUAUCGAGCCCCCGAGGUGUUAUUGCAUUCGAUCAAUUACAGCACGCCGAUCGACUUGUGGGCCGUCGGCUGCAUCAUGGCCGAGCUGUACACGUUCAGACCGUUGUUUCCGGGCACGAGCGAGAUCGAUCAAAUAUUCAAAAUAUGCUCGGUUCUAGGCACUCCCGAUAAGAAAGAAUGGUUUGAAGGUUACCAAUUGGCAUCAGCUAUGAGUUUUAAGUUUCCUGUAUUCAAACGAUUGGCGCUUAAUACGGUUGUGCCAAAUGCAAGUCGCGAUGGAAUACAUUUAAUGGAAUUACUACUUAGUUGGAAUCCGAUUCGAAGACCAAGCGCACAAAGUGCUUUGAGGCAACCAUACUUCCAAGUAGGACAACUACGUUUGAAUCAGGAUGUAGGAGAGGUGUCCUAUGCUAAGAUUGGCCAACAAAAAAGACAGCCCGUACAACUAAUGAAAUCUCAAAUUUCACUCCUACAAUCCAACAAUAACAAGCAACUAAAAUACGAAAAACAAUGGGAAACGUUGGCGAACAAGCCAAUUGGUAAUAAAGAGAAAACAUGGUACGAUAACGAUGCGGAUGUUAUGGUGUUGAGCAAAAAGAAACUGAGCGCCAAGCAACAUUAUCUAUCAGUGGCCAGAUAUGUAACGGGGAGGGCUUCCAACUUCCAAGCAGCUGAGAAUGAGAAUAUGUCAAAGAGCAUGAGAAAUGACACAUUCCCAUCAGUCAGCAAAGUGUCUUAUGGCCAAGGCGAUAAGAAUAAAAAUAGCAAACGACAUGGAAAAAACGAAUGGACUUCAAAGUACUUGGAGUAA
Molecule: messenger RNA, 1302 nt
Organism: Macrosiphum euphorbiae (potato aphid)
Lineage: Eukaryota; Metazoa; Arthropoda; Insecta; Hemiptera; Aphididae
Source: the annotation of a GenBank genome assembly